GCCCUGUUAUUAACAACGAAUCAAAGUGUGUGUGGGUGUGUGUGUGUGUGUGUGAGGUGUAUUUAAAAAGCUCGAGGACUGUGAAUCAACCGCGCAAACAAGCGGGCUGUCGGAGCAUCACCGCCUGCAGGAGCGAGCAGGUGCGGCGCAUGCGCAAAGGGAUGAACGUAGAUGGGGACUGCAGCAUGUCAGUCAACUGCGGCAAUGGAAAGCUCCGGCAGUGGCUCAUCGAUCAGAUUGACAGUGGCGAGUACCCGGGCCUGGUGUGGGAGAACGAUGAGAAAACCAUUUUCAGGAUCCCGUGGAAGCAUGCGGGAAAGCAGGACUACAACCGAGAUGAGGACGCGGCACUUUUUAAGGCCUGGGCUCUGUUUAAGGGGAAGUACAGGGAAGGUGUGGACAAGCCUGAUCCCCCAACAUGGAAGACGAGACUCCGCUGCGCCCUCAACAAGAGCAAUGACUUUGAUGAACUUGUGGAGAGAAGCCAACUGGAUAUAUCAGACCCUUAUAAAGUCUACAGAAUCAUCCCUGAGGGAGCCAAGAGAGGCUCCAAGUCCAAUAGCAUUGAGGACAGCUCAGCCCACGUGACGCCUCUCACUUACCCCAUGCACUCUUCAUAUCCUCCUCUACAGUCUCAGAUGUCCAGCUACAUGCUGCCUCAGGACAGGAGAGACUGGAGAGACUUCGGUCCUGAGCAGCAGCAUCAUCCGCCGCCGCACACGGAGAUACCGUACGGCCCGUAUUCAUCCCGGCCUCUACAGUGGCACACACAACCCUGCGACAAUGGGUAUCAGAUUUCCGGAUCCUUCUACACAUACACUCAUUCAGAGUCGCAUCCCGUCUCAGUGGACCCGAGUAUGAGAUCCGCAGAGGCCAUGGCUCUCUCUGACUUCCGCCUGCAUGUGUCGCUGUACUACCGUGAGACUCUGGUAAAAGAGAUCACCACCACCAGUCCUGAAGGCUGCCGGAUCUCGUCCUCUCCUUCCCCGUCGUCUCCGUCCUCCCCGUCGUCCCCCUGCAUCGAGGACAGGCUCUUCGGCGGGCCUGAACCCGUACUCUUCCCGUUCCCGUACCCACAGUCGCAGCGGCGUGGCGCUGAUAAGCUUCCCAACCUGCUGGAGCGUGGCGUGCUGCUCUGGCUCACGCAUGACGGACUCUAUGCCAAGCGUCUGUGCCAAAGCAGGGUGUACUGGGAAGGACCGCUUGCGCCAUACUCGGACAAACCCAACAAGCUGGAGAAGGAGCAGACCUGCAAGCUUCUGGACACACAGCACUUCCUGUCAGAGCUGCAGGGUUUCAUCCAUAACGGACGUCCCGUGCCCAGAUACCAGGUGGUGCUCUGCUUUGGAGAUGAAUAUCCUGAUCCUCAGAGACAGAGCAAGAUGAUCACAGCUCAGGUGGAGCCGAUGUUUGCCAGACAGUUGGUGUAUUACGCCGGGCAGACCAGCGGGCAUUACCUGCGCGGUUACGAGCUGCCCACUCAGGGAACCCUACCUGUGGAGGAGUACUCCAGAAGUCUGCAGCACAUGCAGGAAUGACGUCCCGGCUCGAACCUCCUUCGAUGGACUUGUCCACAGAAACCCACUUUCCUCUCAUCUGCACAGUUUCUCAUCUCUAAAAACCCUUCCAGACCCCGCAUGCAGGAGGAGAGGGGACAGAAAGGUAACUACGUGUCACCUGCCCGUCUACCUUCAGCAGACUCGUGAACAGUAAACUCAAAGCUGUGCACCACAGAGGCAUGAAAAGAAAUACUGAUCGUGUGCUUUAUACAGUAUUAUAAAUAUGUAUUCCCAAACUGUUAAACUCUGUCCUUGGUAACAUUUUGUUUUAUUUGCAAUUAGUACUACGCUGUGUUCCAAAUUUUUGUGCAAGUGACCUAUCAGUAGGAUUUCAAAUAAAUAAACAUUUAGUUUUUAUUUUUUCAGUGAAUGUUUUUGAUUGUUUAAUUUCUCCUAUCAUUAUAGGUUAAAUUAGAUAAGUUUAUAGUUUGUUAAUUAGUUUUUCAGAUGACUUUAAUUAAAGGUAAACCUACAGAACCUAAAGAGGUUGUUCCACAUUAUUAUGCUGAUUACAGUUUUCACACCAUAUGUGGUGGAAGAAAGAUCUGAAGAUGAAAAGCGUGAAAUAGGGCAAACCUCAUCAAACUGUGAAAAGAUUCUGGUGUUAUGGGCCAGAUGAAUGGAUGGUCCAGAUGAAUGGACUUCUGGAUGGUUGGUGAAUGUCCACAAUGUUUCAACAAGACUGAGAUGUCAGCAAGAAGGUCCCAGAGUGAUGAUUGUGUAGUGAUGGUGGGGUUGGGGAAAAGUGGGUAAGGUCUACUGUUGGACUACUGUUCGGAAGGUUAUAAGUUCAAAUUCUAGGGCCACCAAGCUGCCACUCUGAAUAAGGGUGUCUGCCAAAUGCUGUAAUUGUUUGAAGUGGUUAAGGAUCUGGUUUGUUGAUCAUAAGUUCAGAGUUCAAGCCCCAGCACUGCCAAGCUGCCACUGCUGGGUAAUAGAGCAAGGCCCUUAACCCUCCCUGAUUCAGGGGUGCUCCUGUACUAUAGCUGCUCCUGUACUCUGACACCCAACCUCCUCAGUUGGGAUAUGCUGGCAAUAAUAAAGGCUUGUAUGCCCCAAAUUCAUUUCAUUCAUGAUUUGAGCAGGAAUAUUGGUAAGUUAGUUAGAUGGUUCCUUUAGGAUCCCCGAUGGCGUCAAAAUGACCACAGAAAAAAACAACAACAACAAAAAAAAAAAACAGACCAUUUCCUGCCAUGAUAUAAGGAAAACUUUAUUUUUAAAAAAAUCAUACCAGACAACACACCAUCCCAUCUCCAUAAAGGAAGAAAACAUCAUGGUUUUGAAGAUCUAUUAGUGAUGGCAGGCAUAUACAUUAAAACAGCAGCUCUGGGGUUAGUAUACCUCAAAACAGCAGCUCUGGGACAUCCUCCAAAGACAUACAGGCAGUUCAAUGGAUGAGAGAGAGUUGUUAAAGUGAUGUCAAAAGAUGUCUGAAUUUUGACCUAUUAAAUGUAUUCAAACUGCGCUGUGCAUAAUGAUAUAAUAAUGACAAUAAUGACAUAAUAUUACAAUAAUGACAGGUUUAGCUUGUUCCAACAUCCACAAGAUGAUAUAAUAAAUAAUCCUUAAUCACAUGUGCAUAAUCUUUUGGAACACAGUCUACUUUUUUGAACUUAGUGUAGAAUAUUCUUUAUUUUUCUCAGCUAUCUUUGCAAUUGAAAAAUCAAGCUAAAUACGCUUCCUGUUUACAACUUAAUCGAGUGUCUAUUUAUAUUUGUACUGUAAAUUGUGCAUGUGUGUGUGCGUGUGUGUGUGUGUGUGGUGUGAGUUUUUUAGGCGUCUCAUCUUGAAUGUAAUUCUUUUUUCUCUGUUGAAGUGGCCAAUACUAAGAAAUUGAGCUUUGAGACUUCAUAAGCCUGAAACUUUAAGCAGGUUAUCUUUUUCUGGUGCUCAAUGAGUGUGUAUAUGUGUGUGUGUGUGUGUGUGUGUGUGGUAGACUGAGUGCUGAUGGGAAACUGUCACAUGCAGGUUACUGGCCACAGUGUUGUGGUAAAAUGCUGUAGAAAGGUCGAAAGAGGAGAGGAGGGGAAAGACAUCAAUGUCUCUAUUUUUCUAUUUUUCUGUCUUAAAAAAAAUCAGGAAAGUUUUGUAAAGCUGUAUUUUUGUAUCUUGUUAUAUACCUUUUCUAUAAUCAUGCUAUGAAUGAAAAUAAAGAUUUCUCUGUUUCUUAAA
Messenger RNA from Tachysurus fulvidraco (yellow catfish), 3731 nucleotides. It is a transcript of the gene irf4a, whose product is annotated as interferon regulatory factor 4a. Gene Ontology annotation, cellular component: nucleus. Gene Ontology annotation, biological process: immune system process; regulation of transcription by RNA polymerase II. The transcript is spliced from 9 exons. The record is from RefSeq and is a predicted model, not a curated record. Gene Ontology annotation, molecular function: protein binding; RNA polymerase II cis-regulatory region sequence-specific DNA binding; DNA-binding transcription factor activity, RNA polymerase II-specific. Bases 150 to 1538 code for a protein of 462 amino acids. NCBI's taxonomy places the organism in Eukaryota, Metazoa, Chordata, Actinopteri, Siluriformes, Bagridae.